Molecule: messenger RNA, 1035 nt
Organism: Archocentrus centrarchus (flier cichlid)
Lineage: Eukaryota; Metazoa; Chordata; Actinopteri; Cichliformes; Cichlidae
Product: signal-regulatory protein beta-2-like
Exons: 6
Coding region: 13-1035 (340 amino acids)
Biological process (GO): response to bacterium
Source: RefSeq, a predicted model, not a curated record
AUUAAUCAGAAAAUGCUGAUCAUAUUUUAUAUACUGCUGAGCUUCAGACUUGGUCGAAGCACAGAUGAUCUGUUCUUUGUAACAAAGACUAUUGAUGUUGGAGAUAAUGUGACUCUGACAUGCCCGCGCCUGACAUCUGAACUUGAAGCAACCUUGUAUUGGAUCAGGAUUGUUUCUGGAAACCAUCCUGAAUUCUUGGGAGGAACAUUUACCUUUGAUUAUGGUGGUAUUAACAAGACUCCUCAUAUUACAGCAAAACAAGGGCCUGGAACCUUUACUCUGGAAAUAAGCAAAACUAAGCUAAACGACUCUGGUCUUUAUUACUGCAUAAAAGUAGAUCAACUCGACAUGGAAUUUUUGAAUGCAACAUUUCUCAAAAUUAACGGGCCAGAUCCAGCGAUCACUGACAUCAUUCAGGUGCCCCAAUCUGGUCCCCUCCGUCCAGGAGACCCAGUGACUCUGCAGUGUUUGGUUCUCUCUGACUCUGAGAACAAAACAUGUCCUGGGAAUCACCGAGUAUUUUGGUUCAGCCCUAGAGCUGAUAACUCUCAUCCCAACUUAAUUUAUGCUCAUGAAAAUAAUGACAGCUGUGAGAGGAGUCCAGAGGAUUCCUCUACACAGAAAUGUGUCUACAGCUUCUCCAAGAACGUCAGCUCCUCUGAUGCUGGGUCUUACUACUGUGCUGUGGCCACAUGUGGACAGAUACUUUUUGGAAAUGGAACAAAACUGGACAUUAAAGCACUCAACAUGUGGGACUUGCAGAAGGCCAAUACAGUUCUCUUUCUGUUAUGUGCUGCUUUGGCUACAAGUCUGAUUGUUAUAGCCUUCCUCAUUUGUACCAUCAAGAAGAAAACUUCCAAUUAUGGUGGAACAGGAAGUGAUGAUCAGCAGAGUCAACAGAGAGUUGAGAACCCAGUGGUUUACUCUGCCCCAAACAUCAACAGGAGGAAAAACAGCAACUCAGAGCCGAGGAAUAAAAGAGCAGCAAAGGGCGGGACGGUCUACACUGACGUCAGUGCUUUUGCAGUGGAGUAA